Periconia digitata is the source of this 8101-nucleotide messenger RNA. NCBI's taxonomy places the organism in Eukaryota, Fungi, Ascomycota, Dothideomycetes, Pleosporales, Periconiaceae. The record is from the annotation of a GenBank genome assembly.
CCAUCCAGAAUUAUCCCGUAGGAUCCUGUCUUCAUGCAUUCGCAGAUGGUAUCUCUGGCGUGUUGAAUCUAGAGACCCCGAGUGGUCGCCUAGAUCUUUCCGAUACUCUAGAGGGUUACGUACGAGAUAUGGAAACAUCGUGAUGAUCAAACAGAGGGCGCAAGCCAAGCUACCAUUGUCUCCACAAUCUCUCCUAAAAUGGGCAUUUGCUGAUACGGCAAGAUAAGAACGUGGGGAGAAAUCAAAACGUACCAACACCGUGCAUGGACUCAAGCUUGAGCUUGUGUAGAUAUGUUGAGAUUUGAGCGGGUAUAGGGUUAUCAUGUACUUGGCAUAAGUGAGCUGAUUAGAAGCGCCUCUGCCGUUUGUGCAAUUCUUAGUCCGAUUGUCUCGACCAGAGUAUUCAACUACAUCUUGUCUUCAUAUCAGUUCGCAUUGUCUUCAGAACUUCUGACCCUUAUAGAACCUUUUUUCUCUCCAAGUCCUAUCACUCGGUGACUUUAUACAAACAAUGACUGCCUCUCAUGGUGAGAAUGGCGUUGCCAAUGGAUUUUCCAAUGGCAGUACCAACGGUCACACGAAUGGACACACGAAUGAACAGACCAAUGGACAUACCAAUGGACAUACCAACGGUCAUACCAACGGUCACACCAACGGCCACACCAACGGGAACAUCAAAGCCUCGUCCAAAGCAACCAACGAAACACCAGUCGCCAUAUGUGGUAUGGCCAUGAGGCUGCCCGGCGGUAUACGCAACGAGAGAGAUCUUUAUGAGUUUCUCUACAACAAAGGAGAUGCCCGUUCCACUGUUGGUGAGGAUCGGUAUAACUCAGAUGGAUACUACAGUCCACAUGGGCAGAGUGGAACCAUCAACACCAACAAAGGCUACUUUCUGAAAGACCUCGACUACUCCAAUCUAGAUCUCUCCAUGUUCAGUUUCAGUGCAGCCGAGGCAGAGCAACUAGAUCCAAACCACAGACUGGUGCUUGAGGUUGUCCGAGAAGCAUUUGAGAACGCUGGGGAGACAGGAUGGAGGACGAAAAAUAUUGGUACCUAUAGUGGUCUUUUCACAGAAGACUGGCAGGAGAUGGCACAUCGGGACAACCAAGAUUAUAAUGCACAUCGCGUCUUGGGCGGCACUGACUUUGCACUUCCCAACCGAAUUGCCUACGAGUAUGAUCUGAAAGGACCUAGCAUGGUGAUCAAGACGGCGUGUUCGUCCGCGGGUAUUGCUUUGCACGAAGCCCUGGAGGCGAUUCGCGAGAACAAAAUCACGGCUGCUGUCAUCACAGGCUCUAACCUGAUCAUGGCUCCUGGAUUGAACAUAAGCUUGACACUACUGGGAUCUCUCUCGCCUGAGGGAUCUUCAAAGUCAUUCGACGCUUCAGCCGAUGGAUACGCUCGAGGUGAAGCUGUAUCUGCACUUUAUGUCAAGCGCCUGGACGAGGCCAUCAGGGAUGGUAAUCCGAUUCGGGCAGUCAUCCGAUCAUCAGCAACCAAUGCUGAUGGUCGAUCUCAAGGAAUCACAAUGCCGGAAGGCGAAGCCCAUGAGCGCCUAAUUCGCCAAGCCUAUGAUUCUAUAGGACUAGAUAUGUCAGGCACUGCUAUGGUUGAGGCGCACGGUACUGGAACGAAGGUUGGUGACCCUAUAGAAGCUGGGGCAAUCGGUCGGUGCUUCGGGGCGGAUGGGGUUUACCUGGGCGCCACAAAACCGAACCUGGGUCACAGUGAGGGUGCUGCUGCCAUCACCGGUAUACUGAAGGCUGUGGUCUCUCUCGAAAAUCGCACGAUUCUUCCGAACAUUAAGUUCAACACACCUAAUCCAAGAAUUCCGUGGAAAGAGCUCAAUCUCGUUGUGCCUGUUGAACCAACUCCGUGGCCGGAGAAUAAGGCAGAGCGCAUCAGUAUAAACUCAUACGGAAUUGGUGGCUCGAAUGUACAUUUCGUCGUUGAUUCUGCUGCUUCUUUUGGCAUCCAGAAACCUGGGAACACCCCUGGAGCAGUUGCAUCCGCCCAAAAGUCCCCCAAAAGCCUUUUGCUGUUCUCUGCAAGCCACGAAGAGUCUUUGAAGCGGGUUGCUGAGAACAUCUCGACAUACAUCAAAGACCAUCCUGAGCGGAUCCAUGACACAGCAUACACUCUUGCUCAACGACGAGAGCAUAUGAAACUCAGAAAUUUUGGUGUAUUCAGUGGCUCGGAGGAACAACUGGAAAUAUCUGCCCGUGUAAAGUAUCAGGGCCCGUCUCAGGUAGCUUUUGUUUUCACCGGCCAAGGUGCACAAUGGACCAACAUGGGCCGAGAAUUGAUUAAAGACUAUCCAAGUGUUUUGAAGAACAUCCGCUUCAUGGAUGGUGUUUUGAAGAGUCUGAAGCACGCGCCAUCUUGGUCCAUUGAAGGUAGUUAUUUCACCCAAAAACUAUCUCUAAUCCGCAAGAACUCUAACUCGAAGCCAGACGUACUACUUCACUCCAAUGAAAAAGGCUUGCUCCUGCAACCUGAAUUCUCUCAGCCGCUUUGCACGGCAUUGCAAAUUGUCCUAGUAGAUCUACUGGCUACCUGGAAUAUCCAUCCGUCGGCAGUUGUGGGCCAUUCAAGUGGCGAGCUCGGCGCAGCCUACGCUGCUGGUGCACUGACAGCAAAAGAAGCCCUCAUUGCUGCAUUUUACCGAGGACAAGUAUGUAAAGUCCCCAAAAAACUGGGUGGCAUGGCAGCUAUUGGCCUUGGAAAAGAGGACGUUCAGCCUUAUCUCGCUUCCGGGGUUCGUGUAGCUUGCGAAAACAGCGGGUCGAGUGUAACCAUCUCGGGCGAUCUUGACGUUCUGGAAAAGGUAAUGUCCAAUAUCAAGGAGGCAUGGCCAGAUACUCUCGUCAGAAAGCUUCAAGUGCAGGCGGCUUACCAUUCACACCAUAUGGCUUUGGUUGGUGAUGAAUAUCGGGAGCUCAUCUCCGAGCAUCUCUCACCUCUUCCGGCGAAGAUACCAUUUUAUUCCAGCGUAAAAGGCAAGGUCCUUCGCGAAGCUUCGCAAUUUGGCCCCCAGUACUGGCAAGACAACUUGGAGAACCCUGUAUUGUUUCAUUCCGCCACAAGGGCCCUGCUCAUUGGAUCUCCGGAGAGCACCGUUCAUUUGGAGGUGGGACCUCACGCCGCACUAGGAGGUCCCCUGAGGCAGAUCUACAAGGAAAAUUCAGAGAACAUCAACUACAUCUCUGCUCUUGUGCGUGCCAAGGAUGACACAAUUCAGUUUCUACAGGCGGUCGGUCAACUGCACUGCCAGGGCGUGAACGUCACUUACCCGCACGAAUCCGAGGUAGUUGUCACUGAUCUCGCACCAUAUCCCUGGCAUUAUGAGAAGCCUUAUUGGUCCGAAACCAGAAUCCAGAAGAGCUGGCGGUUCCGCAAGCAUCUACCACAUGAUCUUCUUGGUCUCCGAAUUAUUGAAGGGAGCGAUCUCGCACCUUCCUGGCGAAACGUAUUACGAACAUCCAACGUCCCAUGGCUCAACGACCACUGCGUCGGAGAUGAUACGGUGUUCCCUGCAGCAGGCUAUAUUGCGAUGGCUGGUGAAGCUGCUUUCCAAGUUACUGGCGUCCGCGAUUAUACAGUGAGGGAUGUUGAAAUCAGUAAGGCGCUCGUUCUCUAUAACGACAAAUCUGCCGAGCUGGUCACGAAUCUGCAACCCCACCGCUUGACGGCCAACUCGGAUAGCGAUUGGUAUACGUUUCAGGUUGUAUCUCACGAUGGAAACACUUGGAACAAACAUUGCUCUGGUCUGGUUCGCAGCGGUCGCGCCUCUCCCUUUCCUCCAAAGAGCACUGACAGCCUUGAUCGAAAGGUGUCCUCUCCACGUUGGUAUACUACUAUGUCCAGAGUUGGCCUGAAUUACUCGGGCAAGUUUGCUCGUCUGUCAAACAUUGCUGCAAGUGUUGUCAAGCCAUUUGCCACAGCUGAAGUAGUGGACGAACGCGAAGUCGGCGAGUCCUCGUACAUGAUGCACCCGUCCACCUUGGAUCUUGUCUUUCAAUCCUUGACGGUUGCCAAGGCCCAGGGUAUCUACCGAUCCUUCAACACCCUGUUUCUUCCUACUUUUAUUGAGGAGCUAUACGUCGGUGAUGGCACCACUAAGGCCAUUCAGUUCAACACUUCGGCCACAAGCCAAAGCGGUAGUGUCCAAGGAGAUUCAUACGGCCUUUCGGAUGGCGAAUUUGUAUACGCUCUAAGAGGUUUUAAGGGCACUUCCAUGAGGAAUGCUGAUAGCGAAGGUUCUUCUUUGGCCAACACUACUCUCCAGCUUCAAUGGAAGCCCCACGCUGAAUUUCUCCGAGCUGAGAACUUGAUGCAUUUGCGGUCAGAUAUCCGACAGGUUAUUAAGAUUUGCGAGCGACUCGAAGUGCUUUGUGCAAUCGAAACGAGGAAUGCUAUCCUGGGUUUGACACCUGCGCAAGGCCAGCCUCACUUAGACAAGUAUCGAACCUGGUUGAAUGCAGAGUACGAGAGAUACCAGCGACCGGGAUACCCUUUGGUUGAAGACUCCAAUGAACUUGUUCAGAUGGAUCAAGCCGCACGUCAACAGCUCAUCGAGGAUGUCCUCAAGCAAUGCGAAGAUGCUGGUGCUUGGGCCACUGCAAAUGCAAUCUACCGGGCUUAUGUAAACGCCGCUGAUGUUUUCCAAGGAAAAGUCAGCUACCUUGAUAUUCUGCUUCAAGAUGGCGUUCUCACUGGUGUUUACAGCUGGUACAACGAUAUCUGGGACUUCAAAGACUUCAUGCAGCUUCACGGUCAUGCGAAGCCCCAAAUGAAGAUCCUCGAAAUUGGAGCUGGCACUGGUGGUCUGACGUCCAAAUUUCUGGAACAACUGAAGUCAGAUCAAGGUGAACGCCUAUAUCUCAAGUACACGUUCACCGAUAUUUCCUCUGGUUUCUUCGUUCAAGCCAAGGAAAGAUUCAAGGAUUACGAAUCAAUCGAAUACCUCGCUCUCGAUAUUUCCAAGGAUCCUCUAGACCAGGGCUUCAACGCCGGGGAGUAUGAUCUCAUUGUAGCAUCCAACGUGCUGCACGCGACUCCUCUGCUCCAGGACACACUUACCAAUGUUCGGACCCUACUAAAGCCCGAUGGACAGCUCUUCAUGCAGGAACUAUGUCCUGUGACUCAAACAAUGCAGUUUGUGAUUGGGCCAUUUGAGGGUUGGUGGCUCUCUCAAGACCCCGACCGGGCCGAUUGCCCAUUUCUUGAGCCGGCAGGAUGGGAUAAACGACUCCGUGACGCGGGUUUCUCAGGAUGUGACUCUGUCACUCUAGACUACGAAAAGCCCUACACUUGGGUUGCCAACAUUGUCGCGAAACCAUUGAUCAAAGAGAUUGGUCCCCAAAAAGUCACUUUGCUUCAGGGCAAAACGGAAGACUCGCUCAUCACGAAGGUCCAGGAUGUCCUUCAGAAACGUGGGAUCGGCUUCGAUAUUGCCAGAUGGGGCGAAGAUCUUCCUCCAGACCAAGACAUCAUUUCAUUCGUGGACCUUGGAGAUAGAGUGCUGCUUCAAGACAUUGGAAGUGAUGAUCUGAAGGAAUUCCUGAAACUAAUCGACUUGUUCCAACAGUCCACUAUACUCUGGCUCAUGCCUCCUGCCCAGAUAAACUCCAAAGACCCAUACGCUGGCGAGAUGGUUGGUGUGAUGAGAACCAUCCGAUCUGAGCUUGCUGCAUCAUUCGCUACCCUUGAGCUGGAAGAUGCGAGCACCGGCGCUUCUGAGGCUGUGGCGGACGUUUUCAAAGUCCUACAAAGAUCGAAAGAUAGCGAUGACGACCUCGAUAUCGACAUGGAAUGGGCGUGGGCAGCCGGCUCAUUGAACGUUGGUCGCUUCCACUGGAUUCAGAUCGAUGAGGACCUCUGCAGCGUCGCAGAACCAUCAAAAUCAAAAGCUCUGUCGAUUGGUACUCCGGGAUUGCUGAAUACUCUCGAGUGGACCAAUCACACCAUUGGCGACCUAUCAGCAGACGAGGUACUUAUCAAGACUAGCGCUGUUGGACUGAGCUAUGGUGAUAUCUUGAUUGCUACCGGAGCGGCCAGCGGCGAGGGCGAAAAAUCCAAUUUUGGUCUUGAGAAUGUGGGGAAGGUCCUCAAAGUUGGCUCAAAGGUCUCGCACCUCAGCGUAGGUGAUCGAGUCAUGAGCAUUGGAGCCGAAUCAGCUGGCAUGGCUACCGUUGUGACCAGGCCAUCUGAACUUUGCAUCAAGAUUCCAGAGCAGCUCAGUGACGAAGAAGCCGCCACGAUGCCAUUUGCGUAUGUCACAGCUAUGCUGUUCCUUGUGGAGAAAUGGAAAUUGUACGAAGGCCAGUCCGUACUAAUUCACAGUGCUGCUGGAGGGGUCGGCAUCAGUGCUAUCAAUGUAGCGAAGUGGGUCGGCGCUAAGAUCUUUGCAACUGUUGGCACUGAAGAGAAGGCUUCCUUCUUAGUAAAGGAGUUUGGAAUUCCCAGAGAACGAAUCUUCAACUCCCGUGAUGGCGAUUUCCUUCAGGGCAUCUUGGAUGCUACAAAUGGCCAGGGUGUCGAUUUGGUGCUCAACUCACUCGGAGGUGAGCUGCUCGCUGCUUCAUGGAAGUGCGUGGCGCCCGAUGGCGCUAUGGUUGAGAUUGGAAAACGUGACAUGGCUGGCCGUGGCCAACUUUCUCUAGCGCCCUUCGAACAGAACCGAACGUUCCUUGGUGGCGAUGUCAUCCGAUUCAUCAUCAAUAACAAAGCUAGAGUGGCGUUUCUGUUGAAAACUCUACUGGAGCUCUAUGUAAAUGGAAGCAUCAAGCCUCUUCCUUUCCAGACAUUCGACGCGACUCAAGUCGAAGAAGCCUUCAAAUAUCUGCAGAAAGGCACACAUGUUGGAAAGGUUGUCAUCAAGUUCCCCACGGAGGACACACUUCCUAUGAAACCAACUCGACCACUACCCAGCUUCCGUAGUGAUGCCACUUAUGUCCUCAUCGGUGGUCUGGGUGGCCUCGGGAAGGCAAUUGCCCAUUGGAUGGUGUCUUAUGGUGCUCGAAACUUGAUGUUUUUGUCACGGUCCGCGGGUAAAUCCCAGGAGGAUCAGGACUUCUUCAAAGAAUUGGGGCUGAUGAACUGUGGGGCGCAGUUCUUCCCCAUCGACAUCGCUGACGUGGAGGCGCUCAAGGGAGCAGUCUCCCAGGCGGCCUCCCCCAUUGCUGGCGCCAUGCACAUGCCGUUAGUGUUGGCCGACAGAGGAAUAUUCGACAUGGAUCUCGACACAUGGAACAAGCCUAUCAGCCCGAAGGUUUCAGGUGCAUGGAACUUGCAUAACACUCUGCCGAAGGAUAUGGACUUUUUUGUUCUCUUCUCAUCUGUUGCUGCGACGUACGGAUAUUACGGACAAUCAAACUACGCGGCCUCGAAUUCUUUCCUCGACUCGUUCUCGCAGUAUCGACAUGGCCUCGGUCUAGCCGCUUCGGUCAUCAGCAUUGGCCCCAUCGAUGAUGUCGGUCUUGUGGCACGUAAUACUUCCACCAGAGAUGCUCUUCUUCACAAUCUGGCAAGCUUGUUGACGGAAACCUACUUCUUGGAUUCUCUCCAUCUUGCAAUUGCCCGCUCCUCUCCGCGUUACGCUACCGAUCCAAAGCUCAAACGAUCGCCGUUUGAUGUUUACCAGGCUCCUAACCAUAUUUUCCACUCAGCGGAGUCAGCAACUCCGAUUCAGGACCCAGAGAACGGAAUUAUGUGGAAGCGCGAUGCUCGUAUGGCCAUUUAUCGGAACAUCCAGAAAUUCUCCACGGUAGAAAGCACUUCAUCUGGGAGCCAACUGAAACAGUUUUUGUCCACUGUAGCCAAGGAGCCCAGCAAGCUGGACCAGAAGUCUUCGACUGAUUUCAUUGCCAAAGAGCUUGGACAGUGCAUCGCAAACUUUCUGGGCAAUGAUGAGAUUGAGCUGUCUCUUCCUCUUUCGUCUGCUGGUGUCGAUUCAUUGGUGGCGAUUGAGAUUAGGAAUUGGUGGAAGCAGAACUUGGGUACCGAUGUUUCGGUCCUGGAGUUGCUUGGUGGGGGUAGUAUCGAACAACUGGGCGCCACUGCUGCUCAGCGUCUGAAGGUCAAGUAUACAAAAGCGUAG